Messenger RNA from Fusarium redolens, 1902 nucleotides. Its product is annotated as kinase-like domain-containing protein. The coding region runs from base 1 to 1902 and encodes 633 amino acids. The transcript has 2 exons. Gene Ontology annotation, cellular component: cytoplasm. Lineage: Eukaryota; Fungi; Ascomycota; Sordariomycetes; Hypocreales; Nectriaceae. Gene Ontology annotation, molecular function: protein serine/threonine kinase activity; ATP binding. Gene Ontology annotation, biological process: protein phosphorylation. The record is from RefSeq and is a predicted model, not a curated record.
AUGGACGCCGAUCAGACGGUUUUCUACCUCACCCCGGAGAACGACUGUGCGUUGGAGAUCGUUCGAGAUCCAGAUAAUAGCGACCGAACAUGCCCGAACCCUAGAGACCCAGAGACGCUGUGCCUGCGAAUUGGAUUGGACCGAGAGUCCAAGAGCCCACCGUAUCUCGUCAGCUUCGGCAGACGAGCCCACAACGAUGUUAUCCUGAAUAGGUUCUUUCGGAGAAAUGAUCAGUGCUAUUUCGAUUUCAAUAAAGAAACCGGAGAGCUUCUUCUCCACGGCGUAUCGGAAGAUAGCGAUGCGCAACUCAACGAGAUCGUCGAAUUGAUCACCAACAAAGAGGAAGAGGAACUCAACGAAGAGGAAGGGAAAAAGGAGGAGCUGCUUCGUCCCCAAAUAUCGAAGACCCGUCGGCAAUGCGUCGUGAUUCUCCGCCCUGACCUGUACCGCGAGGGCGUCGAACGCCAGUGGCUCUUCCAGAUCCGUGACGCUAAGUUUCGCUUGAUACCAGGAAGAACACAUGGCCGGAGUGAAGCAGCACUCACCAAGGAGAGGCUGGCGUUCGCGGGAAAGACCAACAAUGAUAGGACAAUCGAAAGAACUUUGCAGCAACUCGGCACGCUCGACCUGCAACCCAAGGGAUUGCCAGCUUUUAAAUCCCAUAAUACUCGGUUCCGAACCCCACCCGAGCCGGAAAAGGACAAGGUGAUCCGAAUCACAAAGCUCAAACCGCUUGGAAGAGGCGGCCAAGGUGAAGUGCACGAGGUUGUUGACAUGUAUACCGGCACGCACUACGCUUGCAAAAUCGUCGGUGUAAGGACGGAAGUGCCGGAGUGGAAGAUCCAUUCCGAGAGCGACUUCAGGAUAAAAGUGGAAAACGAGGUAAAAAUGGUUCAGAAGCUGAAGCAUCAUCAUAUCGUGCCGUACACACACACCCAAGGAUUCAAAAUCGGACAGGACAUCCAGAUCUUCAUGCCUAUCUAUGAAGGUGACCUCCACGAUCUGCUGCAAGGGCUCAGAGACCAAGCGCAAGAGGAGGUGCGAACCAUAACCAGCAAGAUGCUAUACCAGAUGUUAGAGGCACUGAAUUUCGUUCAUACUCACGAUCCGCCAAUCAUACAUCGAGACGUUAAGCCUCCGAAUAUCCUCCACCGCGGCGGCAACUUCUUUUUGACAGACUUCGGGAUCGCCAAAGCCGUCGAUACAUCAAACACUAUCGUUGGAACGGGAUGGUAUAUGGCGCCUGAAGUCAGGGAGAACAGGAAGCAGACGCCUAAAGUUGACAUAUGGGGGCUCGGCGUGACAGUGGUGGAGUGCUUAGAGCAUUUAGAACCUGAACACGAGAGGAGAAGACAGUUUCCGGAGUGGAAGCAGUGGUACGAGUACCUCCAGACGAGUCUGAACCAACAUCAUUUUCCUUUCGCAUCUAUGGUCACCGUCGACACCGAUCGACGUCCAACGGCUCGCGACCUACUCAGCGUACAAAACUGGCCGAUGAAUACCACCUUGAGUUUAGCAGCACCGCCGCUUUCGCACCAGCCAAACGGAACGACAACGAUACACUCCGCACCACCUAGUCUCAUGGACUGGACACAAACGGUACCCACAGCGUUCUUCCAGCCCAAGCAACGCAAUGAGAGCAUGCAGCUAUCGCAACCUAACCUGGUGGCAAUUGCAUCGCUAAACGUGCCUCCCAGUCCACCGGCACAGCCAGGAGCCAGGCGCGGAGAGUCUGUCAAGUCUGCGAGGUCUCGAAACGAAAGGGAGAAGAAAGGUCACAAGCGUAAGAGGUCAUCGCCGAAUGCCGAUGCACCAUCUCACUCCUCAGGGGAAUCAGAACGAACAUCAGGCAGAACUCUGCGGCCGAGACCGAAACGGAUGCGUAAGGCAGAGGAGAAGUAG